Molecule: messenger RNA, 4232 nt
Organism: Arabidopsis lyrata subsp. lyrata
Lineage: Eukaryota; Viridiplantae; Streptophyta; Magnoliopsida; Brassicales; Brassicaceae
Exons: 13
Coding region: 2678-4132 (484 amino acids)
Molecular function (GO): protein binding
Source: RefSeq, a predicted model, not a curated record
UUGAAAGAUCUACAUAGUUGUAAAAGGGAAAACAAAACUUUUAUAAUCAAAUAUAUCAUUCUCGAUUUUUUUUUUUUUUUUUUGUAAAGUAUCAUUUAUCUCUGUGUCUCGUCUUGUGUGGACGAUAAAGAACUUUGAGAGCCAACUUCAUCAUCUCAAAGACUCUCUUGUGGCCAAGGAGACAUCUGGGGAAAAACAAAAAAGGAGAAGGCAAACGAAGCAAGAUCAGCCCAGUUCAAAGGCUAUGCCAGAACAUAGCAAUGCUGCAAUCCCAAGUCUCUGAGCUUCUCUAUUCCCUAGAGUUUUUGUUAGCCUUGCGGGAACGAUAUCCAUUCACACGGCUCACAGAUGCUGAAUCACAUCAAGGUACUUGUCUCUGCAGUAACAAGAAUAAACGAGCUUGACAGCUUGUAUGGGGUUAUACAUUGAAACAAAGGGUCCAAAUAAAGAAUCAGCUAACCAGCCUGCUAGUAUCAAAUGAAACUGGUGAAAGGGAGGAUCCAGACAGCAGACGAUAUCUGCACUGUUGUUUGAGAGCAUUGCAAGAAGAGGUUUUAUGGAAACUGAAGGAUACUAAGAAGCAGCGAAAGUGGUUUUGUUUGUGCGGAUUUUUAAGCUUUCCGUUUCUCUGUAUUGCCGAGAUGGAUGCAUGUUCUGGAUCUGUAUUGUCGAGAUGGAUGCUUUUUUAGUAUGGUCCAGAGAUCAUCGAAUUGCUGGUGAAACAGCAUACCUUCUUCUUUGAUUCAAACUAGCUAACGUAAUCGAAGCAAAUUAUACUUGAUACCCUGAAUGAUGUCCAGAUGUGUUAUGUCCUCGAGAGAUCGACUUUUUCUGGACAACCUAACUGAGAAAAAGAUUGCUAAAGAUUCUAGCUACAGUUCAAGAAUUUGUUCCACAGCUGCAGAGAUUAGAGAUAUGUGGACAGCUUCCGUAACUACAACUUGGGACAAGGUUUAUUGGCUUUCGAUUGAUUAUCUUGCUGUUACCAGAUCAGCAGUAGUGAGCCAUCCCUUUCCUUCUGAAAUAUUAGACCAAGUUUAGAUAGAGGCUCUAAAUUACCAAGUUUAGAUAGAAAUUUGGCAGUCUAAGCCUCGGAGGAUCCUGAUUUGUCUUAUCAUGAUAUGGUAAUUGUGUAUAAGAAAUGCAUGUUAUCCAUUGGGGAUUAUUGGGCUAGAUAAUUAUUGUACUCAGGCUCCUCCAUAGUUUUCAUCUUCUUAACCAAAUAACUAAUAUGCAUUGUGGUUUAUUGAUUAUUGACUAAUGAGUUGUAAAUCAUCGUCAUAUAUGAAACUUCCAUUGGAUGCAAUUUAAAAAAAAUUGUAAAGUCGGUGGUCUCUACGUAGGAAAAGGGGAUUGCAAAUAAGAGUUUUUUUGUUGCUGAAUCACGUCGAGGUACUUGUGUCUGCAGUAACAAGAAUAAACGAGCUUGACAGCUUGUAUGGGGUUAUACAUCGAAACAAAGGGUCCAAAUAAAGAAUCAGCUAACCAGCCUGCUAGUAUCAAAUGAAACUGGUGAAAGGGAGGAUCCAGACAGCAGACGAUAUCUGCACUGGUAACACAUUUCUACUCUCAUGUAUCAGUGAUGCUUUUUGUAGUUAGUAGAGAUACCAUUCCCUGUCUGUACCUCUGGAUUGCACCAAAUUUAUAUGUAACUGAUGAGUUUUAAGAAUAGAGUAGUUGAAUGGUCUGGCUUUUCUUUCUUGGUUCAUGUCCUAGUAUCAGGGUUCAUGUCCUUGUCUUUCUGGCUUCUCUCCUUUUCUUUUCUUUCUUGUUGUGAUGAAGUCGUUUCUGACUGUUCUUGCUUCUUGUUGAAUUCGAGUAAAGGAGAGAAGUAAACCAUGUCUGCUUCUUAUUGAAUUCGGGUCACCGUGAUGUAUUUUUGAGACCUUGGUUUGUGCUUAGCAGACUAAGUUUCUUCUCUGGGACAUGAGUUCGUAGGUUAACAAAAACGUUUCUGCAAUCUAGAUGCCAAGAAAGUUCAAAUCAGUAUCCCUUUAAAGCUCAUUUAAAAUUUUUACUCUUAUUCAUCGCCAAAACGAUCUUUUCCAUAUUAUCAAUCGAGUAUAGUUCCUCGAGCAGUGAAAUAUCUGACUCAAGACGGUAUAACUUUGCCAGCACGGUAGGUAGACAAGUAAGCUGUUUGAAAAAGGAGUAAUCAAAAGGAGUAAUCCGAUAAAUUGAAGCAAUUCAGGGGCCCAUUAACCAGUACAUUUAAGCAAUACAAGAGCCCAUUAAGCAACCGAAAUCCAAUAGUUAAGCAAUAAAAUAGCCCAUUUUAAACCAACCGAUUGAUGACAAGAAAGACGACGACGUCGUAUAUGCUUGCAAAUUGGUCGUAUCGUAUUAUGUUUAGCCCGUGUUCGGCACAUGUCACAUGUCUAUCACGUGUAUGGCAAAGAUAAAUACGAAAACAACAUAUACGACGUCAACACUUUUCUUGUAGCGACAAAUCUAUUAAAAAAAGUGAAUGAUGAUGUUGAUAUUAAUAAUGGAAAAAAAAAAAAAAAGGAAACGAUAAUUACCAAAAAAAAAAAGGAUAAUAUCAAAAGAUUGGUCUCGAUAUUUGAUAUGCAUGUAUAGAAAAAGAAAACUUAUAAGCCAAACAAGGAUUCAGGCUUUAUGUAUAAAUAUCAAAGUAUAGAAACUUGAAGGAAAAUAAGAAACCAAGUUAUAAGAGAUGGCAUCGUUGAGAAAACGAAAGAGAUCGAAAACAGCUUUUUAUGUUUUUGGUAACCAAUCUAAGAGAGCUUUGAAGUGGAUCCAAAGAAGAAAAGUCAACGAUGAUGUUGAUAUUAAUAAUGGUGAUCAUGCAACAAAAAAUACAAAUAUCAUCGAUGAUUUACCUGAGACCUUGCUUUUGGUUGAGAUUUUCUCAAAGCUAAGUAACCCUAGAGAUCUUAUUGUAUGCAAAAGCGUGAGCAAACGAUGGAACUCUCUGUUAUCUUCUUCUUCUUUCCAUUACACUCGUAGUUUGGCUUUGUUUCUCAACAACACACAACCUCAACUUGCUACGAACGACAUAUGCUUAGAGAGUUGGAAAGGAUUUGAGUUAUGCAACUAUAUCGAUCUCGAUUUUGACCAUCCGCUUUGUGUUCUAGCGUCCUACAAAGAUGUCUUGUUAUGCAUGAAAUCUCCACCGGUUACGAGGCUAAGGCGAUCACAAUCACAAUUCUACCUUGUGAAUCCCGUGACAAUGCAAUGGACUCGUCUUCCAAAAUUUGCCAAUGGAAUCAUUGAUGUCAUCCCAACGUUUCCAUUAGGGUUGACAGGGAAUGGGUCAAAGGGUACGUACUAUGUUGUCAUGCUGAAUCUUUCUAAACCUUAUCUGCUUAAUGUUUGUGUGUUUGAUUCUAAACUCGGUAAAUGGAUAUAUGAUUUUAUCGAGCAUCCUCGUUGGUCACCAUCCGGAUGGUGUCCAACGCAAUACCAAGCCUUGACCUUUAAUGGAGCUUUACAUUGGUUAGCCGAGGAUGGACCUAUCGUAGCUUAUAACCCUAACCAUAUGCGCAAAUGCAUAUUCAUCCAUCGUUCCCAAGAGAUGCAUCAUGCUUUUUAUGGUGGCGGUGCGGUUGUUUCUGAGACUUUAACCGUCUCCAUGGGUCAUCUACGCAUCAUUCAAUUCGUUUGCUUUAAAUAUCCCGAUGAUCAUCACCAUCUUUGUAUUUGGACACUCGAGGAUUACAAACAAUCCAUAUGGAAACAAGAGCAUGAGCCUGUCUAUUUUAGAGACAUGGUUUCUGAUCUUCCAUGGAUACAAGACUACAUGCGGGGAUAUAAUCUCAACACAACAACUAACAAAGACAAUGUGCCCAUCAUCAUGCAAUAUGUCGACCUUGAUGAUUAUUUGGACGUUGAAUAUCAGCCUCCGGAAACCAAAGAACGGAUCGUUUGUACAAGGCCUUUAGUUUGCCAUCCAAACAAUCCUCUUCUCGUUUACUUGUAUUUACCUGAAACCAUCGUCUCUCUUGAUGUCACAACAAAGGAGCUGAGGCUAAUCACCAGAGACAACGGAAGCGGCAUGUCUAGUACUAGCUCUUACUGGAACCACUAUGACAAGGUGAUACCAAUGACGCUUCACUUAGAUCCUACUUUGAUCCCUUGUCACGAGCAUGUACUUCUGCCACGUACGUGAUAAUCUCACAUUUUGUUAGAUUUGUCCUUUGGAAUUUCUAGAUGACGUGGGCUUUGUGAUUUUUUUUUCCUAGAACGUUAUGAGUUUGUUAAUUUUUAUA